Molecule: messenger RNA, 810 nt
Organism: Malassezia globosa CBS 7966
Lineage: Eukaryota; Fungi; Basidiomycota; Malasseziomycetes; Malasseziales; Malasseziaceae
Exons: 1
Coding region: 1-810 (269 amino acids)
Source: RefSeq, a predicted model, not a curated record
AUGACACCCGCCCCAUUACAAGGCGUUCUUCGUUUGUAUCAAAUUAAGCCAAUAGCGCUUCCCUACUUCGAAACAAAUGCACACCAUUCGAAUAAGCUGGUCUUCGUUCCGGGUCUAACAGACACUAUUGGCGUUGUGCCGUACUUGCCACGCUUGGCCUCAGUCAUUGACGAGGUGGGUUUCUCGCUUGUCCAAUUCGUCAAGUGCUCAGAUCUCGGUGGGUUUGGCACAUCGUCUCUCGAGGGCGAUGCACAAGAAAUAGCUCAGCUCCUCGAGCACCUUAUUACCCGCUCAGACAGUCCAUGUACAGGCAAACUUGUCGUUAUGGGUCAUUCUACAGGUUGUCAAGACGUUGUGGCAUUUUUGUCGCGUGAGCGCCGUCUUUUGUCGGGCCGAGAUGGUCCUAUCCGAGUACAUGGUGGUAUAUGUCAAGCACCUGUUUCAGAUCGCGAGUACUUUGACGCCCAUGACGGCCAAAAUCCAUUAGGCCAGCUGCAACUGGCUGAGAGUCGUGCGUAUAUUGCUGAGGGCAAACCUGGGACGUUGCUGGAGCGUUCCAGCAUCGCACAAACGCCACGUUAUACGGAUAAUGGUCGCGGCGAUGGCAAUUCUGCCUCGGCUCUUCAGCCAGCUAUGACUGCGUACCGAUUCACCAGCUUAAAUGCGCGCGGUGGUGAUGACGACCUUUUCAGCACAGACUUGCGGCAGGAUGAGUUGCAGCGCACUUUGGGACCUGCGCUUGAACGUGCGCCUUUGCUAAUGUUAUUUGGUGCGAAUGAGUGCGUAUUUCAAUGCCAUUGUCUUUACUGA